UAGUUAAUUCCUUACGAUGAAGCUUAGUUCAAUAAUCACUAUUGCCGUUUGGUUGUUUUUGGGAGUGGUCAUUGCUGUGCCAACUCUUAAGAUUCAGCCCAGACAUAUUCCCUAUGGCAUUGACGAAUUUUCGCCAUUUAUAAGGCGAAAUGCUAGCGAUGUGCUGCCUAUUUCUUUAAAGCUAACCCAAAUAGAACGAAUGGUCUUGGCCGAUAACUGUCUGCCGUUUCACAGCAAAUGCACAUUGGCAGAGCAAUGCUGCAAUUUAAAGUGCAUGAAACGUGUUCUUCGAUGCGUUAUCUAAAAGUUAUUCAAAAUAAAAUGAGAAUAUAAUGUACUUAAAAUGCAAAUAAAAAUUAAAUUUAU
Messenger RNA from Drosophila eugracilis, 366 nucleotides. RefSeq lists its product as uncharacterized. The record is from RefSeq and is a predicted model, not a curated record. The transcript is spliced from 2 exons. NCBI's taxonomy places the organism in Eukaryota, Metazoa, Arthropoda, Insecta, Diptera, Drosophilidae. The coding region runs from base 17 to 304 and encodes 95 amino acids.